GCUCGGUUUCUCUGCUGUGACGUUAAAACAGUGUAUAAGCAUGUCUCGUGCCCGUCAGCCACCCCUGGUGACGGGUAUUUCCCCCAACGAGGGUGCCCCCUGGACCAAGGUCACCAUUCGAGGAGAAAACCUGGGCACGGGUCCCAAUGAUCUCAUCGGUCUGUCCAUCUGUGGUCAUAACUGUUUACUGACUGCUGAAUGGAUGUCUGCCAGUAAGAUAGUGUGUCGCGUUGGACCUGCCAAGGACGACAAAGGGGAGAUUAUUGUCACCACCAGGAGUGGUGGGAAUGGCACAUCCACUGUCUCCUUCAAGCUACUCAAACCAGAGAGAAUAGGUAUUCUGGACCAGUCUGCUGUUUGGGUGGAUGAGAUGAAUUAUUAUGACAUGAGAACUGACCGGAAUAAAGGAAUCUCUCCUCUGUCACUGAGACCGUCAAAUCCUCUAGGCAUCGAUAUAGACAAGGGGAGAGUUCCUCUGAAGGAUCUGGAGCAGAUGUUCCCGGAGAUGAGUGGAGAUUUCACCAGUGAGAAUUUCUCAGCCACGUGGUAUCUCAUCGAAAACCAUUCCUCCACUAGUUUUGAGAGCUUGCGUGUGGCAGCAGGGAAUCUGAAGAAACAGGCCAGUAAGAAAAAUGAGGGCAGUCUGGCCUAUGUCAAAGGAGGCCUCAGUACCUUUUUUGAGGCUCAAGAUGCCCUUGCAGCUAUUCAUCAGAAGCUGGAGUCAGACGGCACAGAGAAAGUGGAGGGCUCUAUGACCCAGCGACUGGAGAACGUUCUCAACAGAGCGAGUGAUACUGCAGAUGCUCUGUUUCAGGAGGUGUUGGGUCGAAAAGACAAAGCAGACUCAACACGCAAUGCUCUCAACGUCCUCCAACGGUUCAAAUUCCUCUUCAACCUGCCGCUCAACAUUGAACGGAACAUCCAGAAGGGUGAUUAUGAUGUUGUGAUAAACGACUAUGAAAAGGCCAAAUCUCUGUUUGGGAACACAGAAGUCCCAGUCUUCAAGAAAGUGUAUGCAGAGGUGGAGAUGCGGAUCGGAGCACUUCGAAGUCUCCUCCUGGACAAACUGCUGGAGACCCCCUCAACCCUGCAUGAUCAGAAGCGUUACAUCAGGUAUUUGUCAGAUUUACACGCAUCAGGGGACCCAGCUUGGCAGUGCAUUGUUGCACAGCACAAAUGGAUCCUGCAGCUUAUGCAGAACUGCAAAGACGACUACAUCAAAGAGCAGAGAGCGGGCGGGAUGGGUUUGGAUUUGGACGGAGAUCCCCGGCCUAGCGCUCUCAGCAGAAUCAGUCACAUGUCGUCCGUGAAGAGGGGCGGAAGCUUCCAGACUCCCAGAGACGACUCGUGGAAUUACAAGAGCCCUCAGCAGGUGCGUUUUGUGGAGAAACUUACAGACGUGGUUAUCAGUCAACUCCCCAACUUCUGGAAACUGUGGAUCUCCUAUGUUAACGGCAGCUUGUUCAGUGAGACGGGAGAAAAGACAGGUCAGGUGGAGAAGUUUAAAAGGAACGCUCGGCAGAGACAGAAUGACUUUAAGGGAAUGAUUGAGGAGGUAACACGGCGGUUGGUGCAGUUGGUCCGCGGGGCACUGCUGCCGUCCUCGCUGACUGACUCAGAGUUACGUCUUUAUGGAGGCUGGGACAAUAAAACCCCCCUAACAGGACCUUGGCUGACACAGAUCAUACACACCGUAAGGUUGAGUCACGAAGCCCUCUGUGCUCUAGAGAUCCCUAACGAUCUACUCCAGGUGAUCCAGGAUCUGUUGCUGGACCUGCGAGUGUACUGUCUCUUAACCACUCUACAGCAGACUGCAGAUGACGUGAAGAGGCUGGCGGAAAAAGAAGACUGGGUCGUGGACAAUGAAGGAAUCACAUCCUUGCCGGCCCAGUUUGAACAGUGCAUGGUUCAGAUGCUCCAGUCCCUUAAAGAACCUCUGGAGUGUAAACCUGGAGAGGUCAACAUCUUCCAGCUGGAUCAGGUACAGAACCAAGCAUGUGAGCUGUUCCUGAGCAUCACAAAGGUAUUCAUCAGCUGUCUGGAGCAGCUGAGUGUUAAAACGGACAGCCGUGCUGACGCUUCCCACAUUUCCGUCGACGUGCCUUCUCCUGAUCUCUUUGGCAGCGUCCAUGAAGAUUUUAGUCCCAGACCAGAACAGCAUCUCCUCAUUAUCCUGAGUAACUGUCAGUAUUUAGAGAAACACACUUUUCUGAAUUUGGCUCAGCACCUGGAGAAACACAGCUUCACCACCACAGACAAAAUCACACGGGUGGCUAUCAUGGCUGUGAGAGAGCUGGAUGAGCGCCUGUUUGAGUCGUACAUUGAGAAAAAAGCUGACCCUAUUGUAGGAUCUUUGGAACCGGGGAUCUAUGCCGGCUAUUUUGACUGGAAGGACUGCCUUACACCUACAGGUGUGAGGAGUUACCUGAAGGAGGUGCUGGUCAGUUUGAUUGCCGUUCAUGCUGAGGUCUUCACGGUUUCUAAAGAGCUGGUACCUCGUGUCUUGUCGAAAAUUGUUGAAGCUGUAGCUGAGGAAAUGUGUCGCCUCAUGAUGUGUGUGUCAUCUUUUAGCAAGAAUGGAGCUCUGCAGGCUCGGUUGGAAAUCUGCGCAUUAAAAGAUGCUCUGUCAUGCUACCUGACUUCUGAGAGCCAGAGCAGUUUUAAACAAGCAAUGGAGGUUCUACCACAGCUCCAAGGCGGAACCGACAAGAAGCUGUUGGAGGAGUUACUGAAUAAGUUUAAGAGUAGCAUGCACUUACAGCUGACCUGUUUCCAGCCCUCCUCAGUUCAGCCUGUUAAGAGAUAACAGGACCCAUCGGGCUGGACAGGGUCCACUCCAUGCUUUCACGUCAUCUGUGGACCACAGACACUAACCAUGCUUUCAUGAAAAGAUCUUUUCUCUCUUACACUCUGUACUGUGUUUCCAGCUGAAUUCUGUCGCUGUGAGUGUAUGUCUGAUUAUGUCUGUGCCUGUGAGAAUGAGACAGACAGUAAAUGUGUUUUUUGGUUAUUCAUAGUAAUGAAUGUAACACUUCUACUUAUUCCUUAUUGUUGACCACACUUUGUCAUUACAAGUAUGCAUUUCAGUUUCAUGCCAACAGACUGAAUCAAUUGAAGUUUUAGACUAGCUAUGAUAUUUGAUUCCUUAAAACCUUCUUUAACUUUACAGAAUGAAACACUAUAUCUGCUGCUGAACACUUUCUGGACAUUCACUCAUAUAAAAUAAAAUGUCAUUUCCGCUGA
Chanos chanos (milkfish) is the source of this 3243-nucleotide messenger RNA. It is a transcript of the gene exoc2, whose product is annotated as exocyst complex component 2. The transcript is spliced from 28 exons. Bases 41 to 2806 code for a protein of 921 amino acids. NCBI's taxonomy places the organism in Eukaryota, Metazoa, Chordata, Actinopteri, Gonorynchiformes, Chanidae. Gene Ontology annotation, biological process: Golgi to plasma membrane transport; exocytosis. The record is from RefSeq and is a predicted model, not a curated record. Gene Ontology annotation, cellular component: exocyst.